Babesia microti strain RI is the source of this 690-nucleotide messenger RNA. RefSeq lists its product as hypothetical. The coding region runs from base 1 to 690 and encodes 229 amino acids. The transcript is spliced from 7 exons. Lineage: Eukaryota; Apicomplexa; Aconoidasida; Piroplasmida; Babesiidae. The record is from RefSeq and is a predicted model, not a curated record.
AUGGAAGAAAAAGUAGAUAAAGUUGAAGCGCCCACCGAAUCCACAUAUUCGAAAAUUUCUGAAUGGCUUAUGAGCAAGCUAGAAUCUUCGCUAAACGCACUGUAUCUAGUUUCCGCAAGUCGCGUGCAAAGCGAUUUGGCUGAAAAAGCUGUAACUUUGAAUGAUAAAACUGGAGUAUCGGAUAAAAAUUCAAAGCCUGACACUAGUGAUGAACUGAGAUUGAGUGAUUUGGAGGAUGUGUUCCAAAAACUAUCGAUCAUAACCCCCCCAAAAGAACCCACAAUUGUAAACGAUUUUAAUUUUAUUGAAAAACUUGAUACCGCUGAGAAUAAUAAACAAUUAUACGAUCAACUAACAGUUGAGCAUGAAAAGUUACUGAAAAAAAAAGAUAAGCUGCUAGAUACUGCUUUGAGUGGCUCCAAAGACAAAUUUAAUACUAAUUUUGCUAAAAUCCUUGAAAAUGUAAGAAAGGAACGCAUAGCUUGUGAAGAACAUGAGAAUGAUUGCAAGGCCUAUAUUGCAACCACUAAAUUGUUGAACGAUAUGUGCAACAUUACUUGUGAAAGCUGCAAUGAUAUGGGGGAAAAUAGCGAAAUCGUACAGCCGAAGAGUAUACAUUCGGAUAUUGUUACUAGAGAUGUUUCCAGUAUUGUCUCUGGUAAUAGCACAAGAGAUGGUUUGUCCAUUUAA